Messenger RNA from Phodopus roborovskii (desert hamster), 1503 nucleotides. RefSeq names its product mitochondrial ribosomal protein S5 (gene Mrps5). Bases 58 to 1353 code for a protein of 431 amino acids. Gene Ontology annotation, cellular component: ribosome. Gene Ontology annotation, molecular function: structural constituent of ribosome; RNA binding. Gene Ontology annotation, biological process: translation. The transcript has 12 exons. Lineage: Eukaryota; Metazoa; Chordata; Mammalia; Rodentia; Cricetidae. The record is from RefSeq and is a predicted model, not a curated record.
GAAGGCGGUGGGGAAGGCGGUCCUAGAGACAGGCAGCGUCGCUGCUCCGGCCCCAGCAUGGCGGCGGCCGUACGCGCUGCGUGCUGUCUCCCUGCACUGUGUGGUGUGCAGGCAGGUCAUUUCCUGUCUAGGCAGCUCUCUCUAAACACCUUUCCAGCAGCAGCUUCCUUUUUGGCAGUGAAGACAACUCUCAGCUAUGGCUCUUUGUCAUCAAGGGGAACAAAAACCAACCACUGUGUGACCAGCUUGAGCCAUGCGCUGCAGACACAGUGUUGCAUCUCCUCUCCCAUCAACUACACAGGGCAGCAGAGUAGACCUUACAGCUUCUUCACCAAACUGACGGCAGAAGAACUCUGGAAGGGUGCCUUAGCAGAGACUGGUACUGGGGCAAGGAAGGGCAGAGGCAAAAGAACAAAGAGGAAGAAGAAAAAGGAUUUGAACAAGGGCCAGAUCAUCGGUGAAGGGCGUUCUGGUUUCCUGUGGCCUGGUCUGAAUGUUCCUGUUAUGAAAAGUGGAGUGGUCCAGACCAUUGGCCAAAGAAGCAAAGAAGAGCAGGAGAAGGUAGAGGCAGACAUGACCCAGCAGAGAGAAGAGUGGGAACGGAGGAGGAAGAUAAAAGUUAAACGGGAGCGUGGAUGGAGUGGAAGCACAUGGGGAGGUGUCAGUAUCGGCCCCCCAAGCCAGGGGCCCAAUGGAGAAACAUAUGAAGACUUUGAUACCAGGGUCCUCGAGGUAAGGAAUGUUUUCAAUAUGACAGCAAAAGAGGGAAGAAAGAAGUCGGUCCGUGUCCUGGUUGCUGUGGGGAAUGGAAAUGGGGCUGCAGGUUUUGCUAUUGGGAAAGCCGCUGACCGUGCAGAUGCUUUCAGAAAGGCAAAGAACAGAGCAAUUCAUUAUUUGCAUUAUAUAGAACUAUAUGAAGGCCAUACAAUAUUCCAUGAUAUUUCACUAAGAUUUAAAAGGACACAGAUCAGGAUGAAGAAACAACCCAGAGGUUAUGGCCUCCGCUGCCACAGGGCCAUUAUCACCAUGUGCCGCCUCAUUGGCAUCAAGGACAUGUAUGCGAGGGUCACUGGGUCUAUGAACAUGAUCAACCUCACCCGGGGCUUCUUCCAUGGGCUUGCUCGCCAGGAAACCCACCAACAUCUGGCCGAUAAGAAGGGCCUCCACGUGGUGGAGUUCCGGGAGGAAUGUGGGCCUCUGCCUAUUGUGGUGGCCUCCCCACAGGGGACCUUGAGUAAGGAGCCAGAACUGGAGCCUGAGAUCCCUGACAUCAAACUGGACUGGCAAGAAGUGAAAGCCAAGCAGGGAAUGAAACGCUCAGUGUGGUCUGGUUUAAAGAGAUCUGCCACCUGAAGGCCCCCAGCUUGGUCCAGCAGUGCCUGGUGUUGCUCAGCACCUGGAAGAGACAGUGAUGUGUUACACACCUCACCCCCCCCUUUUUUUUUUUAAAGGAAAGUCCAAUCUUCAUUGUUUUCAAAUAAAUAAUUAUAGAUUUGAUUUAUU